UGAAUCGCGAAGCGGAGGUGGUGGUGGAGAAAUGUGUGUAGAGCUUCUUUCUCUUUUCCCCUUUCUCUUUUCUCUCGCUCGCUCUCUUUUUGUUCUUUGAAAGAUUCCAUCCAUUUUUCUGUCCACAACAGUUAUGUUACACAAUCGCCCUCCCCUCGUUUCAUCUCUUCUUUUGUUUUUUUCCCCUUUCUUUUAAUAGAAUAAUAAUUAUACAUAUAUAAUACUAUAUCUUCUUGUAAUUAUUCUAGAAAACAUCAUCAUUUUCAAAUUUGGGCUAAAAUCAGAGAGAAGGAGAGAGAGGGACAGGGACAAAGAAAGUGAGGAAAUUGAUAGGAAGGUGGGAGACGUUUUCUCCCAUUUGAAUUGAAAGAGAUAAUCACAGAAAGAGGAAAAAAAUAAUUGAAGAGGGGAGGGGUGGGGGGGUUUCGGGUCGGUGUCUGGUCGUCUGGUCAGGUCAAGGAGGUUGCCUUGUCGAGUAUGUAGUGGUGGUGCUGCGGCUGCUGGGUCUCCUUCGGCAAACAUACAACCACCGAUCAUCUUAGCUCCGACUCUAAUCAGCAGUCAGGAAUUUCAUCUUUGGUGCAAUAUCAGACCUUUGAGGAAUUUCAUCUUUGGUGCAAUAUCAGACCUCAAUUUUUGUUAGUAUGGCUGGGAUGGAUGAUAAUGUUGUUAUAAUUGGAGAUUGGGUGCCUCCUAGUCCAAGCCCAAGAACCUUUUUAUCUGCAUUGUUAGGUGACGAUAUUGGGUCCAGAUCAGUCUCAGAACCUCCCAGCAGUAACAGAACUGAGGAGAUCUUUCUGGGAUCUUCAGAGUCAAACACCAACGUUAAAAACAAUGGGACAAAAGACGGUAUUUCUAGUGAGAAAUUCACUGAUUUAGGUUCAUUUCCUGAACAUAAAUCAUCAUGCUCACGUGCCGGCCUCAUGGAAAGGAUGGCAGCAAGAGCUGGAUUUAACGCUCCCAGGUUGAAUACACAAUGCAUUAGAUCAGCUGACCUCUCAUCCAAUCCUGACAUUCGCUCUCCUUACUUGACGAUACCUCCUGGUCUUAGUCCUACUACGCUGCUAGAUUCUCCCGUUUUCCUUUCCAAUUCGCUGGUGCAGCCAUCUCCAACAACUGGAAAAUUCUCGUUAGUGCCAAAUGGUGACAGUAGGAGCUUGACAUUGAUCUCAGAGGCCCCUGAUAGAAGUAAAGAUAAUACUUUUGAAGAUAUUAAUACCUCAUCGUUUGCUUUCAAGCCCAUUACCGAACCAGCAUCCUCAUUCUUUUUUGGUGCUUCAAGCAAAAUGACUUCAAAAACUCUUCCUCAACAAUCCUUUCCAAGUAUUGAGGUGUCUGUUCAGUCAGAGAGUUCUUUUCAAAGUGUAGAACAUACCAAUCAAACACAGAAUAGAAGCAGCCUCUAUUCUCAGGCAGACAACUCCCGAUCAUCUCCUGAAAGGGAUAUUGGGACUAAUGUGAUUGUGGCAGAUCAAACAGCCUUUGACGCUGUUGGUGGCAGAACCGAACUUUCUCCGCCACUUGAUGAGCAACCGGAUGAAGAAGGAGAUCAAAGAGGCAGUGGAGAUUCUGUGGCUGCAGGUGGUGGUGGUGGUGCACCAUCAGAGGAUGGAUAUAACUGGAGAAAAUAUGGACAAAAACAAGUCAAAGGAAGUGAGUAUCCGCGAAGUUACUACAAGUGCACGCAUCCUAAUUGUCAGGUGAAGAAGAAGGUCGAACGAUCUCAUGAGGGCCACAUAACAGAAAUCAUCUAUAAGGGGGCCCAUACGCACCCUAAACCUCCUCCAAACCGGCGAUCAACAAUUGGGUCCACUAACCCACUCAUGGAUAUGCAACUAGAGAUCCCUGAACAAGCUGGGCCACAGAAUAGUAAUGCUGAUGGUGAUCUGGUUUGGGCAAGUUCACAAAAGGGAACUGUUCCCGGGGCUUCUGAUUGGAGGCAUGACAACCUUGAGGUGACAUCGUCGGCACCUGUGGGCCCAGAGUACUGCAACCAGUCUAUCUCUGUGCAUGCUCAGAAUGGCGCUCACUUUGAAACAGGUGAUGUGGUGGAUGCAUCAUCUACUUUUUCCAAUGACGAAGAUGAAGAUGACCAAGGGACACAUGGCAGUGUAUCAUUAGGUUAUGAUGGCGAAGGAGAUGAAUCUGAAUCAAAGAGAAGGAAAAUUGAAGCCUAUGCGACAGAAAUGAGUGGAGCCACUAGAGCCAUCCGGGAACCUAGAGUUGUGGUCCAGACUACCAGUGAGGUAGAUAUCCUUGAUGAUGGGUACCGUUGGCGCAAGUAUGGGCAGAAAGUUGUGAAAGGAAAUCCAAAUCCAAGAACUUGUUUAUGCAGGAGUUACUAUAAGUGUACCAGUGCAGGUUGCACAGUAAGGAAGCAUGUGGAGAGGGCAUCGCAUGAUCUUAAGUCAGUGAUCACCACAUAUGAGGGAAAGCACAAUCAUGAUGUUCCUGCUGCUCGCAAUAGUAGUCAUGUCAAUUCUGGCUCCUCUAGCGCUGUACCUGCCCAAGCUUCUGCUGCUGCUAUUCAAAAUCAUGUUCACAGGCCUGAGCCAUCACAAGUGCACACUAGCAUGGCUAGGUUUGAAAGGCCUGCUUCACUCGGUUCAUUCAGCCUUCCUGGUAGGCAGCAGCUGGGGCCUUCUCAUGGCUUCUCUUUUGGAAUGAGUCAACCAGGCCUUUCCAAUCUAGCAAUGGCUGGUCUGGGUCCUGCCCAAGCCAAAGUUCCUGUUAUGCCCGUUCAUCCGUACUUGGCACAGCAACGCCAGGCGAGUGAAAUCGGUUUCAUGUUGCCAAAAGGAGAACCGAAGGUGGAGCCUAUGUCCGAACCUGGUCUGAACCUGUCCAAUGGUUCAUCGGUAUACCAACAAAUUAUGAGCAGGCUGCCGCUUGGACCUCAGAUGUAAACUUCUGUUUUCUGUUUUCUUUGGGAAACGUAGAAAUGUGUACCUUUCUAUUAUAUAAUAUACAUAUAUGGGUAUUUUAUUUAGUGAUA
Messenger RNA from Juglans microcarpa x Juglans regia, 2995 nucleotides. Its product is annotated as probable WRKY transcription factor 2. The record is from RefSeq and is a predicted model, not a curated record. NCBI's taxonomy places the organism in Eukaryota, Viridiplantae, Streptophyta, Magnoliopsida, Fagales, Juglandaceae. The transcript is spliced from 6 exons. Gene Ontology annotation, biological process: regulation of DNA-templated transcription. Gene Ontology annotation, molecular function: sequence-specific DNA binding; DNA-binding transcription factor activity. The coding region runs from base 645 to 2906 and encodes 753 amino acids.